Molecule: messenger RNA, 1422 nt
Organism: Penicillium arizonense
Lineage: Eukaryota; Fungi; Ascomycota; Eurotiomycetes; Eurotiales; Aspergillaceae
Exons: 2
Coding region: 1-1422 (473 amino acids)
Biological process (GO): protein phosphorylation
Molecular function (GO): protein kinase activity; ATP binding
Source: RefSeq, a predicted model, not a curated record
AUGGAUGCAGACUCCCCUCCGAUGGAGCGGAGUGGAAAUGAUGUUAAUGAUAUCCCAAAUGAGACAGAAACGACAACAAUCCCACAGAGCUCCGCGGAAGAUGAUGGGGCAAGCUUCAGUGAUAUUGCGAACUCGGACGACGAUGUCCAAAUUCAAUGGCUUGACGUGCCCUGGAAGACAUAUGAAACCAACGACUUUCCAACGGCUACUUCACCCAACACAGAUGCAGAUGCAGAUACAAGCAACAAUACAUACUCUGAUCCGGAAGACUUCGGUGACUUUGCACGCACUUCGCGGGAACGAUGUCGUAUCAACGCUGAGUCCGAGGACAACUACGAUCCGAAGGACAACCCACAUGUCUUUUAUCCCGUUUGCGUUGGGGAAGUGUUAAAUGAGAGAUACCGUGUCGAAAAUAAGCUUGGGCAUGGCGGAUUCUCCACUGUUUGGAUGGCAUACGACCUUCAGGACGAGACAGAUGUCGCCCUCAAAGUUAUGUGUUCAGGUGAAUCAGGAGAUAGCGAAAUCAGCAUCCACGAUGAAAUCAAUCGAAAUGUCCAGGAUCCGUCCCAUCUUGUGACAUACCUGGCAACUUUCCUAUUACCCGGAAAUGAAUGUGAUCACAGAGUUCUCGUGUUACCCUUGAGAGGCCCGUCUAUGGACUUUUAUUAUCGAGAUCGCAUCCCUUUCUCCUCUCGAAUGUCAGCCGCCAAGCAACUACUGAUGGCCUUGGAAAGCCUGCACAAGGCUGGAAUUGUUCACCGGGAUUUGACUGAUAGGAACUGUAUGUGGGGGAUGGCUUCUCUUCGUGGCCUCACACGAAGCGCCAAAUAUAAAGCACUCGGUCGGCCAUUCAAGAAAGCCAUACCGUGUAGGGACCUCUGGAAGGAAGGAGAGCUUGUUAAUGAGAUUGAAGUCCCGAGUGAUCUACGCACAGAAGAUUUCUAUCUCGCGGACUUUGGUCUAGCAAUGAAGAUUGAUGACGAGCCUAAAGAGGGCUUUCCGCCUGAUCUGCAUUGCUCCCCAGAGCGGCUCCAUAACCAGGAUCCAAGCUUCGCCUGCGACAUGUGGAGUUACAUGAUUCUCUUUGCAGAGCUUUACACCGGUUUUCACCCUUUCCCUCACCUUGGGCGUGGCGCCUUAUUUGGCCUGGUCAAUUCUUUAGGCCCACUUCCCCGCCAUUGGAAGGGCCUUUGCACCGACGCCGAGGACUCCUGGUACGAUCAAGAUCGACGUCCUGAUCCAGAGUUUUCGCUUGCAUCAACAAUUGAAACGGAUCUACCAGAUGCUGAUCCAAUCGAGCGGGAACAUGCACGCUCUCUCAUGACUCGAAUGUUUACUUUUUCCCCCGAGGAACGUCUGACCGCAACACAGCUCCUGCAGGACCCUUCGUUCAAAGCUAUCUUGGAGAUCUAUCACUGUUGA